Kluyveromyces marxianus DMKU3-1042 is the source of this 1011-nucleotide messenger RNA. It is a transcript of the gene PEX19, whose product is annotated as Pex19p. Gene Ontology annotation, cellular component: peroxisomal membrane; peroxisome. Gene Ontology annotation, biological process: protein import into peroxisome membrane. Lineage: Eukaryota; Fungi; Ascomycota; Saccharomycetes; Saccharomycetales; Saccharomycetaceae. Bases 1 to 1011 code for a protein of 336 amino acids. The transcript has a single exon. The record is from RefSeq and is a predicted model, not a curated record.
AUGAAGAGUCAGAAGGUAGGUCAUGAAAAAGAGCCCUUAAAGCACAGACGUUGUGAAACACUUAAUUGGAUACUAGCUGGAACCAUGGAUGAAUUUGAUGAUUUGGAUGACUAUUUAGAAGAUCCAAGCAAGUUAGAUACGACAGAGGAUGCCAAUUCUAAGGAUCAAGUUAAAAGUAAUGGACCAGGACAUAAAGGUCCGGAACCUCUGGGUAACAAUGAUGACCCUGAGGUAGCUGAAAUGAUGGAAGAUUUACAAAAACAAUUUGAACAGUUAAUGCAAGAUGGUGGGGAGGGUGCAGAUCAAGAAAUGGUAAAGAAUUUUGAAAGUCUUCUAAACGUCCUUGGAGACGCAUCUAAGGAAAAGGAGCAGAAAAGCAGCAACAUUAAAAAAGUCCAAGACGAAUUAAAAAACAGCGAAGGUGAUGGCUUCAAGAGUAUCAUAUCGAAUACACUUGACAGAUUAAAAGAGAGCUCAACCAAAGUUGACGAAACUCUAGAAGAAGAAAAGAAGAGUCAGAACUCCGAUGACAUCUUAUCACAAUUAUUGGAUCAAUUAGUUGCUAACGGGGAUAGUCUUGAUGGGUCAGGGGAAGAAGGAAUGGAUAAUGCAAUUUUGAAAAUGCUCUCACAAAUGUCCUCGAAAGAAGUUUUGUAUCAGCCUAUGAAACAGAUGCAAGUUGAAUUUACCGAAUGGUUAAAGGUCAAUGAAGUGAAUCCGGAUCCAGAACAUUCGGAUAAAAUAGAUGAUUACAGAAAGCAAUAUCUGCUCAUCAACAAGAUUAUCGGAAUAUACGAAUCAAGCGACUAUACGAAUGAAAAGUACCACUCGGAAAUUGCAGAUCUUCUAGAUGAACUUGAGCAAUUGGGCGACUCCCCAGUGGCCAAAGGUUUCAACAAUUCUGAGGCCGGAAACGAUAUGUCCGAACUAGCCAAAUUGCUAGAAAUUCAAGGCGAUGACAACAUUGGUGAGAUCGAUAAGGACUUGGAAGAUACUUGUAAGCAACAAUGA